AUCAACGAAUGUGUUCGUGGGCUACACCAAUGCAGCUCUGAUGCGUUUUGCAACAAUACUCAAGGUUCGUACAAUUGUACAUGCAAACAUGGAUUUACCGGAAGUGGACGAGAAUGUAAAGGUAGGCGUUGGAUUCAUUAGCAAUAAUGUGAUGAAAAAAUAAAGCUUAUAUUUGCAAAUUAUCCACAAAGGGAUGAUAACUUACAUGUUGAUCCCCUCAACAGGAGAAUAUAUGUUAAAAUUAGACGCGCGCAGAGACAUAUAUAGCCGAAAUUACAUUGAAAAAGAUUAUUCUUGAUCACCAAAGUAUUUUUGCACCAAAUGGAAUCAAUCUACUGAUCACUGUUUCUUAGUUUCACUCAUCCUUUGUUGGACAGACUGUCGUAUGGCUACAGAAACCUAUAUGAUGUUCUCAACAACAAAUAUUAAUGCUGUUCAAAUCAAAUACGAAUAUCAAGUAAUGCUGCUGACCUUUUAAAACUUUCUAUAUGUUUUCGUCAAUUCUUCGUUGGCUUUAUAUUUAUAGACAUCGAUGAGUGUGUCGCAGGGUCACACUCUUGCAGCCCUGAUGCCUAUUGCAACAAUACCAAGGGGUCUUACAACUGUACAUGUAAACCUGGAUUCACUGGGAGUGGAACAGAAUGCGAGGGUAAGCGUUACUUUUGA
Messenger RNA from Pocillopora meandrina, 666 nucleotides. Lineage: Eukaryota; Metazoa; Cnidaria; Anthozoa; Scleractinia; Pocilloporidae. The record is from the annotation of a GenBank genome assembly.